UGUAGUGCUGCUGCCAGUUCUGCCCUCGCGUUUCACAUUUAACUCACAGUUCUGUUCUUAAGUAUGAACGAUGCAUUUUCUCAUAUUUUCAGUGCAAAGCCAUAUACGGGCCUGCAUAUAUGUCAGCUUGUCACACUAAUGGCCAUUUACUAGAGAUAAUGAGUGCUAAUGGAGGAACAGGGGGCCAAGAGGAUUGUACAGAUGUUGCCCCAAGUACAGCUGACAUCAGUGCGUGAUGUGGAGAAAAACGAGACAGGAGAGGCAGCGCUGGCAACACUGCGAGCAGCUCCGAGCGCUCGGUGCGAGGAGGGGCAUUGCCAGUUGUCGGGCAGUCUGCCGUACGAAGGCACGGAGAUGUGCUGCCCACCAGAAGCAUCAGCGCGGCUCAGUGCUGUAACAUGAGGCUCUGUGCACACAGGCAGCUUUUAAUAUCUGGAUAUCCAGGCCUCCUAUAAAAGUGACUGAGGAAAGAAUGAUGGGACAAGAAUCAGCGUUCAGAGCUGGACAUGGGCAACAAGCAAACCAUUUUCACUCCAGAGCAGCUGGAUGCAUAUCAGGACUGCACAUUCUUUACAAGGAAAGAAAUUCUGAGGUGAGUCUUGUGUGUUCUGUGUGUAAAAUACAAAGAUUGCUACAAAAUAGAUUAUAUAAAAGAUGAAGUACAUUUAAAAGUAUUUUUAAUGCAUUUAUACAAAAUUGAAGUCAUACAUUGGACAAUGUGAGCUUUUUUCUUUUUUUUUUUUUAAUGUACAAAAACUACCUAUGCAGUCUAUCAUAAAUGAAUCCAGAGUUUCAAAUUUUCUGUGAAGGUAACAUCUCUAUACCAUAACUAUAACAAGGUGUAUUCUAGUGUAUAUUUUGCUGCUGACACCCAUGUGCCCCUCAUUUCGUUUUAGGACAAGUGCUUCAAAGCGUCCUGUUGUACCUCGGGACAUGUUGCCUGUUUUAAGAAAUCAUGAAUGAUUGUAUCAAAUUUUAUUCACAUUUCCUUCAUGUAAAUAAUCAGCAGCAGUUACUCGGAGGCGCUUUUUUCUCAAAGCCUUUGUGAACUUCAUCAAGUGCUGCGUUCAACCUCUGGCCAAAGGAUCUGGUGUUCUGUUCCUAUAGGACUAAGACUUUUCACUGAAAACAACUCUUUGGUUUCUGCACCUCUCAAGCAGUCAUCAGGCAUUGCUUGCUAAUUUCUCUGAAGCAUGGGGUAUGAAUGACAAUUUUGUACAGAAUAUCCCCCUUUAGAACUUUGAUGUCUGUGUAUGAAUUAAAUAUUGAAUAAAAUACAAAAGAUUCUGUAAUAACUGAAAUUUAAAUCUGCCUUUCCUUGUAGUAAGUAGAUGCCAGAGCCAUAAGUGUGUCAUGAAUAAGACAUUUAUUAUUGAUAAGAACCCCUUUUAAAAUUCUAACCUAUUGUUUUGUUGAUAACAGCUAUGAAUGGGAUCUUCACACACACAAAGGGAUGAGGAAAAUAGCAAGCUGACAAAGUGCUGAUACAUUCAGAUGACUGUGCAUACAUUCUGUCUCCCGAACCUGACCGCUAUGGAAAAAAUAGAGAUACCUGUGGUGAAUGAAAACCUGUUAAUCUGUUCUGAAAGCCCGAGGGCUUUGUGUUUACCACCAGUUUCACUGUGCUGCUUUUUUAACGUUGUCUCUUCCACUGACGUCAACUACAGAGUACAAUAAAUGUUAUUUAGGGACUGGUUCCAUCCUGGCAAAGGAUGCAGAGUGUGAAGAACAGGUAAGGCAAACAGUCGUUCUCAGAGGUCUGACAGCUUGUUCCCUCAGCCAGCCUUUCUCUCUUCCAGGCUGUUCCACAGAUACCGAGAUCUGGCCCCGCAGCUCGUCCCACUCGACUACACCAGCAGGCCCACGGUGACACUUCCCUACCAGCUCAUUGGCAGCAUGCCGGAGCUGAAGGACAAUCCGUUCCGCCAGCGGAUCGCAGAGGUUUUCUCAGAGAGCGGAGAUGGCAAUAUGACUUUAGAUGACUUUUUGGACAUGUUUUCUGUGCUGAGUGAGAUGGCUCCCAGAGACCUGAAAGCUUAUUAUGCUUUUAAAAUUUAUGAUUUUAACAAUGAUGAUUACAUAUGCAAAUCAGACUUGGAGAAAACUGUGAACAAAUUAACCCGCAAUGAACUCACCCCAGAAGAAGUCAGCCUUGCAUGCGAGAAGGUGAUUUAUGAAGCUGAUCUGGACAACGACGGAAAGCUUUCUUUGGAAGACUUUCAGCAUAUGAUAAUUCGAGCUCCGGAUUUCCUCAGCACAUUUCACAUUCGAAUCUGAACGUAGCAAAACAUAAAGAUGAGAGCGCUGCUUCUUGAACAGUUUGGAAGUGGAACCAGUCACAGAACUCACCUUAAAAGGAAAAGUUCAUCUUUAUUGAAUUUUCCCUGUCACUCCACAGCAGUGUUUCUAUGAAAUUGCCUGUUCCCACCUUCUUCCCUCACCAAAGCAGUGAUGUGGAAAAAAAUGUGUUUUUUAAGCUGGGGAACCACCAGGUAUGGGGCUGUAUGAAAUUACAGCUUCUUAAACAAAGGCCCUAUGAAAAUACCCCUAUAUCCAUUAAAAACCCCAUGUUAUGGA
Molecule: messenger RNA, 2577 nt
Organism: Centrocercus urophasianus (Greater sage-grouse)
Lineage: Eukaryota; Metazoa; Chordata; Aves; Galliformes; Phasianidae
Gene: CIB3
Product: calcium and integrin binding family member 3
Exons: 6
Coding region: 1897-2277 (126 amino acids)
Molecular function (GO): calcium ion binding
Source: RefSeq, a predicted model, not a curated record